Molecule: messenger RNA, 7535 nt
Organism: Lymnaea stagnalis (great pond snail)
Lineage: Eukaryota; Metazoa; Mollusca; Gastropoda; Lymnaeidae
Source: the annotation of a GenBank genome assembly
GUGAUAGCUGUCCCCGGCAUAUCCGGUUCGCAUUUUUCUGAACUUUGAACAAAACGUUACAAAGGUCGAGAAAAGCACUCUGCUGUAUGCAUUCUGCACUACCAAAUAAAUCUAAGUUGCAGUUACAACGAGUUUGCCGUAGUUUUCUUAAACAACAUGUCAACUAUAGGAGCUUUAAAGGUUAACUUUCAUGCCAUUAUUACCGCCAUUAUUUGUUUUUGUUAUGUUAUACUUAAAUAGGCUAUUAUUUUAUUUUUUGCCAGUGUAGAUAGCCAGAUAGCCUACUUUGACCUUUGAUAACAAAAUUAAAACAUAAAAAAAAAAUAAACCAAACAUAGUUGAAUAGAGCUAAUUUUUAACGAAGUGGUUAUGGGCAGCCGACUGCGUAUAACCCUGAGAGUUAUACGCAGUCGGCAAGUCACGUGACGUCUAUAUUCUUCCUGUGUUACAUUAUCAAUCAAUUGUCAAUAAGGGUACUACUUUAUUAUUGGGGUGACUGGGUGGUCCAAUGGUAAAAACUGACCAAACCCCAAGUAGGUAGGUUAACUGAAGUUCAAUUCCAGCCAACGGAAAGCCUACGUGUUAGUUGCUACGUUUGUUCUCGAAAUGAACCAAAAAACAACUCCGCUUAUUAUUUUACUUUUGUUUUGGCUACUAAAAUAUGUUUAAACAUUAUACGAAUAAAUUGAUCGUGGGCCCUUAAGAUAUAGAAGAAGAAGAACUUGACCAAUGUAAUGUUAAUAAUGUUAUACUUAUAAUUAUCAUAAUAUAUGUUUGUGUUGUUAACAUAUAUUUUGUGUUGUUAACAUAUAUUUUGUGUUGUUAACUAAUUUUGUGGCAGAUAAGAUCAUGUUUCUCUGGUACAGUAAUAAAUAUAAUCAUGGAUGGAGCAGCAGUAAGAAAAUCGCCGUAGGGGCAGGGGGUUCUGUAGAGGGGGCACUGUAAGUAAUACAUUCACACAGUUAUAGUUUUGCAUGGAAGCUGAAAACUGUUACAUUUUGGUCCUAAAAAAAAUAAUCAUAAAUGAUAUAAUUUUAAAAAAAAUAAAUAGAAUGUAUUUCCUGAAUUAGUCAGUAAAACCAACCAAAUAGUCAUAGCAACCUAUAAAAACCUAAUCAAUCAGAAUACAUAACUAGACUUAGACCAUGGAUCUGCCUUUUAAAAAAUCUUAGACUAAGGCUUAGACUCUAAGAAAUGUAGACUUUGACUUAUAAUUAUAAUAUAUAAGAUACAAGCAAUAAUACUAAUACUAUUGCUAUCAUUCAAUUUCAUUAUUAAUUAAAAUUAAUUCAAUUACAAUUUUACGUUAAACACAUAAAAAGUUACAGUUCAAAACAACCCAUCAUGCGGCUAAUUACACAUAAUACUUUUUUUUUUAAUUGCCAAAAUACCGGUAAUAAACCUGAUUUGGCUAAAUUCCCAGCCGACUGCGUAUAACCCUGAGAGUUAUACACAGUCGGCUGGGAAUAACCCACAGGGUUAUGCGCAGUCGACUGCGUAUAACUCUCAGGGUUAUACGCAGCCGACUGCGUAUAACGCUUCCCACUUUUCCCAAUUUUUAAAAGAAUUAUAAUACCAAAAUCAUAUUUUUAGCUGUUGUAGUUUUAAAGUUAUGAAUUUUUAAAGUACGACUUAAUUUGUCCUUUUUUAACACGGACCCCAUCUCCACAUUCUGUGACCCAAUUCCGCUGUGACCCAAUUCCGCGUCACGAGCUAUAUAACUCUUGUUUUAAUGAUAAUUUUAUUUUCAGAACUAAUGCUGUAUUAAAAAAAUUAAUUUAAUAAUGUUAACAAUUAUAGAUAAAUUGUAGCUUAUCUAACUUUGCAUUAUUUCUAUCAGUAAAUUUAAUAUAAUGUAUUAAUAUACGGCUUUUCUGUUUACCAAAUCUAUGACGUCCACUAUACCAAUAUUUGCUAUAGUCUAUAUAAGGCAACUCAUGCCCUAAUUACGAAAAUACUGUUCGGGAACUAUUGAACUUUUCAACUUUGGAGUUUUUGCACAUGGCAAACUUUUAUGAAUGAAAUCUCUGAGAUAGUAGUAAAUAAUAGCCAUUAUGCAAGUCACUGUGAAUGGCCGCCAUGACAUUUUGCACACGGCGAAUUUUGAUCAUGUAUAAUAUGGGCUCUACCGGGUUUUUUAACCUCAAAUUAAAAUAUUAUUCUUUCAGUAACAUUUAAAUUCAUUCUUAAACAUAACUUAUCAAAUAUUUUGAUGUAAAUAGUGGAAAUAAUUAAAUAUUUCCUAAGUAACGGCGUCUUCCGCCACUGAAAGGGGGGCGUGGCCAGGUCCUUAUCGAAAUUGGGCUGAGCUACAUUACCAUAUAGGGGUUCACUCAAGUGAGCAUAACAAGUGAUCGAUAUGUCCUAACUCAAUGAGAACUGACACAAAUACACAUCGAUAGAUAAUACAGAAUAAGACUUUUUUUAAAGACAUAAUAGUUGAACUUCUAUACGAAUUUUAUAGUGAAAGAUGCCUUAUAUUUAAAGGGGAAUCUCAAAAUACAGGUCGAUUGAAAAAUUAAAAAAAAUCAAUGUAAAUGUAGGCCAAAAUGUCUACCUAAUUAUAUGGAAAGAAACGGAACUCAAAUAUAUGUCGAAAGCACCCAUUUAAUAAUAAAUAGACACACACAUCUGAAAAUUAAAAACUUGGAUUUUUCUGUGCCGAUUGCCAUUUCCGAUACACAAAAAGUUGUAGCCUCCCUUGGUUUACCGAAGUAUCUAGCCAGUCUCUCCAUUUACCGUGUCAACGUCAGACCGUCUGCUUUAUUGGCUUUAAUAAAUUGCAUGUAACGGUAACUUAGUUUUAGUAUGACUUAAACUAUUCACGUCACCAUGAAUAGGCGUCAGAAUUAUCAAUACAAUGAUCGUAGGCCCUCAAAAUAUUGAAUAGAAAAAGUCUUGCUCAGAUAUUCAUAUUCAUAGGAUAAUGUAGGGACCUCGGUAUCGCCCGGAAAUACCAGAAAAACGGGUAUCAUAAUUUCGUUGCAAAAUGGCGACCUCCACUUUUUAAUUUACUGAGGGUAUCGUUGUUUCGCCUUUUACAAUAGAUUUUUAGCAUAAUAACAAAGUCUACUUCCGCCAAUUACUUAAAGCCGACAUCUUGCUUGUUGUAUGAAGAGUUUGUUUGAUUUUGUUUUUCAAGGUUAAAGCUUUGAAAAUUGAAGUUAAAAAUAGGUAAACCUCACUCAUCAAUAACUUUUUUUUUAAAAAUGUGAUUCUUAAUAAAAAUAUUCCCGCUCUUUUAGUUUAUAGUUUCAUUUACAACAUACCAGUAUCCAAAAUUUAUGAGUGAAGACCAUGGGUGGGCUUCAAAAACGAAGUUCCCAGAUGUCAUUUUUUUAGGUCAUGUAAUUUGUCAUCGUGGCCACUGUACUUGUCUACUUAUGGCCAAUUAUCAAUAGCAGCCGUGGGGUAAUUAAUAAUUCAUUAAAUUGUUUACCCAGAAUAUAAAUGGGAAAUAUAACUAAUAAUAAAUCAUUUUGUAUAAAUAAAAAAUGUUUUAUAACAUAAAUAAUUAUUAUUGGCUAAUGAAAUAUCAGUGAUUUUAAUUUUUGGGUUGGUUGCCAUGGACAUGGCUAACACUCACACUGACAUGGGAUUGAUAAGCUCUUGUCAUUGACUUAAAUAGGCUUAGUAAAAGUAUUAUAAAAGUAAUUAUACUAUUAUAAAUGAUUUAAGGAGUUGGAUAAAUAGCUUUUAUUACAACUAAUAUAUUUAUAUUAGUUUAUAUAUAUAUAGAUAAAUAUUUAUUUGUAUAUAUAUACAUACAAUGUCCAUAGUACCAUAGGCUAUAGGCCUAGUAUAUAGGCCUAGUAUGGCCUAGUAUAGAUAUAAUAGUAUACCAGUGAUUCAAAGUAUACUAUAUUAGGGUUUAAGCCUAGACCCAACCCAACUUAUUAUAAUAAAUUAUAUGUAAUGAUAUUUUGGGAUAUGUAAUAAUAUUUUAAUGAAUAUUGUGAUUCUUAAGGCAUGAAAAAUGGCAUAAACUAAGUAAAAAUUUUAAAAAUAUUCACUUACCUUUGGUACAAUAUUUCACAAGAGAAUUAUUAUAUAAUCCUCAGUUUCUCAAAGAAAAAAACACAUUUUCUGGCACAAUAAUCCAAGAAUUACUAAAGAACAAUCAUAAAAACUUGUACUUACCUCAAGCAAAUAACUAGAACUUAUUUUAUAUUCUAUUAACAGCUAAAGUCAAAGUUGAUUCUAACAAUACAUAUUGAUUUGUAAAACAAGAUUGCAAACUUAAAAUAUAUGACAUAGUGAUUGUUUUGUCAUAUUCAUAUGGGAAUAAUAUAUAAUAUACAUAUGUAGAAAACUAAAAUAAAAAUUGUAAUCGUCAAUGUUAAAUAAAUGAAACAAAGAAUGCCUUUAUUAUUUGUUUAUGCUUAUAAAUGUUAAACAAUUCCACAGAAAAUUUGAAAUUAAUAUCUAAAGAAUAUUAUUAUUAUUAUGAUUUUUGGGAAAUUAAAAAAAAAAUAUUUAAACAAAGUUAAUUUACAAAUAAGUGAUGAGUCAACAUAUUUAUUAAAUUUUUUUUUUUUUUUUUAAAAUAGGUAAAUAAUAAAGUUUUUAAAAAAAAAUAUUUGCGGCUUAUUAGCAAAAAAAUAACUAAUAUUUUGAAAAUUAAAAAAAAAAUAUUUAAACAAAAUUAAUUUACAAAUAAGUGAUGAGUCAAAAUAUUUAUUAAAUUUUUUUUUUUUUUUUUUAAAAUAGGUAAAUAAUAAAGUUUUUAAAAAAAAAUAUUUGCGGCUUAUUAGCAAAAAACUAACUCAUAUUUUGAGGCUUUAUUUAGAAGUACUCUUGUUCCCUGUAAAUAUUAUAUUUUGUCUCAUUUUAUAAUAAAGUUAUAGGUGUUAAAAAAAAAAGCAAAAUGAGGGUCACAAAAUGUGGAGGAAAAUCCCAUAGAAAAAAAGUGGUUUUGAGGUCUCUACUAAAAAAAUUCAUAACUUUUGAACCACUUGAGCUACAGCUGUAGUAUUUUUAUAUUUUUAAAAAUGUUUUGAAAGUUUCAUCAAAGUGCCUAAGAUAAUGAAUGAAUAAUUAUAAUGUCUUAGUAAGCAAUCUUGCAGUUCAGGUGCGUAGAUUAUUUCUGAUCAAAUUUCAUAUUAUCGCAUGUAAACUUACGUGUAUUCUUCAUUAAAUUAAAUCCAGGCAGUGAUAGUUAACUAAUACUGAGUUAUUCAGCGCUUAUUUUCAUUUUAUUUGAUUUCUUAAGCAUCUUUGAACAUCCCCUAACCUUCCAUAGCUCCAUUUGUUUUGUAUUUUUCACCCUGUUGCCAAAUUUUUGAUCACCUAUAAGUUGUUAUGCUGAACGAAAUUUUCAAAUUGUAGACAUGUUCACAAAAAGAAUGAAAUUUGGGGGGGUCGGGGUUUGAACUUAAUUAGAUGUUCCGUUAUUUUAUAGGGGCCCAAAAUUCUUUUUUUUUUCUUAUGUGGGGUGUAUAAAUAUAUUCCAAACAAAGGCUCCUGCAUGGGCAUGGGUGAAUGGAACGAGAUCAAACUCAAUACUGAAGGGUAAUGAACUCAAUAUUUUAGUUUUUCCUAAAACUAGCCAAUUAUAGGGGGGGGGGGGGGGGGGGGGGGGGCGGCCGACUAAACUUUAAUUAAAUGUGAUUGUUAGUCUACUGACCAGUGAAUCAGAUGCCACGGAUAUUUUAUUAUAAUUGCCUAUUUAUUCAUUUUGAUACCGUAACUAUUAACACUACUAUAUACAGUCACAAUUAGGUGUCACCAAAUUUUAAAGGGAAACAAGAUGGGGAUUGUUCUCUGCAAAAUAAAUGUUAUGGUUUCACUUCAUUAAGUUAAUGUAAAGCCUACUAUUUUUUUUUCAGAAUGUUGUUGGUUUAGUGACUGGUGGUGCCUCAGGACUUGGGCGUGCAACAGUUGAGAGGUUUGUUAGGGAAGGAGCUAAAGUAGUUUUGUGUGAUUUGCCUAAUUCAAAAGGAAAGGAGUUAGCCACUGCCCUUGGAGAAAAUUGCAUUUUUGCACCCACUGAUGUGAGUGUCUUACUAUGUGCAUUACUAUCAUUACUUUGUGCAGAUUGUAGCCAUUAUGCUAUGACUUACUUAAGGGAUGUUUGAUAUUUUUCAAUUAUAGUAGUGGCGUUUUCGUCUUAAGGUCCACAUGGUAGAGCUACAACUGGGUGAAUUUAAAAAAAACAAUUGAUUUAGUGUAAGUUAGUAUAAAAAUACAUAUCCUGUUUCACCAUUACAUUCUGUAAUUCAUUAUAAUUAUUUGGUAGAGAAAUAAUUAUACCUUAUUUUAUUUUUUUUUCUUUAAUUUUGUUUGUUUGAAAACUAGUCAUUUUAUUUUUAUAAAUACCAUUCAGUGGUUUGUAACUGACCAGAAAUUCUUUUAUUUUAAAAUAAUCUUUAUGGUUAUUAUUUUAAUUUUUAUUGCAUUUUGAAGGUGUCAUCAGAACAGGAUGUAUCUAAGGCUCUAGAAAUAGCAAAAGACAAAUUCGGUAGACUUGAUGCUGCUAUAAAUUGUGCUGGUAUUGGUGUUGCUUUCAAGACAUAUAACUUUAACAAGAAAAAGCCUCAUGAAUUAGAAGACUUUGUAAAAGUUCUUAAGGUAUUUAAUGUAUGAUACAUAAUAACCUACAAAUAAUUAUGAUUUAAACAAAUUAUUUACCCUUUAUGCUGGAACGCCAAUAAUUAUGAUGAGUUAUGCCAUAUAACCCAUCAUCAUAUUCUGUACCAAAGGGGAAAUGGAUGUCAUGUAACUUUAUUUCCAGCAUUAUGCAAGUUUUCUUUUCCCACUUUAGGAGUCAGUAUGCAAUGCAGGUUUAUUCCUUUCUUUAACUAGGUCAAUACAGUUGGAACAUUUAAUGUCAUACGACUAUCAGUUGGGUUAAUCGGAGACAAUCAUCCGAAUGCAGAUGGACAACGUGGUGUGAUUGUAAACACAGCAAGUGUUGCAGCUUACGAUGGUCAAAUGGGGCAAGCUGCCUACUCAGCUAGUAAAGGAGCCAUUGUUGGGAUGACCUUACCAAUUGCUAGAGAUUUAGCGUCUCAGGGUAUCCGCGUAGUCACUAUUGCCCCAGGUUGGAUAUAUUUUUAUUGUCCCUAAAAUGCAUUACAACUUCAACUUAAAUGCUUUGUUACCUACGCAAGAUUUUCAUUCAGAUGCAAUGGAUUUUAAGUUAAAAACAGCUUUUUUGGGUAAAACAUAUCUUGAGUUAUAUUAAUUACUUUUUAUAAUUCUUGAAUGAGUACAUAAUUACAUCUUAUAAUUCUUAAUUCAUUUUGACCAACAGGAUUGUUUGACACACCAUUACUUGCAAGUCUUCCUGAAAAAAUUAGAAAGUUCCUUGCCAGCACUAUUCCAUUUCCAGCUCGACUUGGUCUCCCUGAUGAAUAUGCUCAUUUAGUCCAGUGUAUAAUUGAAAACCCAUUGCUAAAUGGUGAGGUCAUUAGAUUAGACGGAGCCCUUAGGAUGAUGCCAUAAAUGACAUUCGUUUUUUAAAUAUUAAGCAGAAAGGGUAACCAUUUGUAAGACUGACAUGACAAAUAAAGUCUAAAUUUUUUUUAAAAUUA